Messenger RNA from Coprinopsis cinerea okayama7#130, 1749 nucleotides. RefSeq lists its product as hypothetical. The record is from RefSeq and is a predicted model, not a curated record. Gene Ontology annotation, molecular function: DNA binding. The transcript has 3 exons. Bases 1 to 1749 code for a protein of 582 amino acids. Lineage: Eukaryota; Fungi; Basidiomycota; Agaricomycetes; Agaricales; Psathyrellaceae.
AUGAUAUGCACACACCCGUUCAGCCUAUGGCCUCUCCACGUAAAGCUCUUCACUGAAGAAGCUGUGAGACACUGGGCCAAGUUUGAUAAAGAGAGCGGGGUUCAGACCGUCUCGUUUGAGGGCUGUUCUGAGGAGUUGAAGAGGAAUUUGAGGUUGUUGGUCGCGGAUGGGAAUGGGUCGGGCAAAGGGAAGGGAAAGGCGAAAGCAGUGGCUGACGGGUCGUCGGGGGAUGAGACGGCAGUGGUUGGACAAAGGUUUCCACCUGGGUUCGUGUGUACAAUCGAGCUGGAAGGCGUGGAUGGGAGGUCAGGGCACCCCUUGGGAUCGGGGAGGAUUGGUCCUGUAGAUGAUACUGAUGAGGCUUUCAAAGCUCGAAUACUGGCGAAGAACACCACCUUGAUCGCCUCUGGCAAAGUACCAUCUUGCGCAAUUUGCACCAAACCGGUUGAUACUUAUGCAAAGGAACCGUUUACAGCCGCACUCUGCCCACACGGCUCGUGUAAAAGCGUAUCGCACAUUGAGUGCCUAUCCAGUUCCUUCCUCGCCGCAUCCUCUCAGUCAUCCUCCAGUAACACCUACUCGUCGACUCUUCUUCCCAGAGGUGGCAACUGCCCUUCAUGUGGCGCAUACACCUUAUGGGGUGAUAUCAUCCGCGCCUGUGAUAGACGCUCGACAGGGACAGUCGAUGGCCACAACAUUCCCGAGGACGAAGACGACUUGUAUACAGAGGAUGAAGAGGUACAUCUGGAGGUUGAAGAGGGUAGUAUCGAUGAAGGGCUUCUGGGGAUGAUGAACGGGCUUACUUUGGGUGCAACCUCAUCACCGACAAAGAGGAGAGGGAGGCCGCCCAAGGCUGCGAAGAGUCCCUCUGCGUCCCCUAAGAGGCGGGUUCGUCCUCCAAAGGCCUCCCCAAGCCCCUCCCCAUCCCCAAAGAGGAGAGGCCGUCCUCCCAAGGUGGCAGCGUCGGUUCCCGCUCCGGUCGCUACUCCUCCAAAAAGGCGAGGCCGACCACCAAAGACCGUAUCUGCUUUACAACCAAAAGCUGCUUCAGGGGAAGAGUUUGACUUUUCUGGUGUAUCAGGCUCUACUUCGGGCUCGAGCGAGGCGGGGAAUGUUCGUCCCUCACCACAGAAGCGGAGAGGACCUGGACGACCGCCAGGCAGCCUGAAUAAGAAGAAAACCCGGUCCAAGGAGGGAACUGGAGACAAGGUUACGUCGCCGAGGGCGAAAGUCACCAAGGCUUCUGCAAACACUAGAAACGGGAAAGCCGCUGUCCUCGAUUCUAAUUCAGAUUCGGACUCGGCAUCUUAUGGGACGGCCAUGGAGGACUUCCUCUCCCAACAGAGGAAACCUGGUCGUCCACGAUCGCGACCCCCUGCUUCAUCCACUUCGUCACUGCCUUCGACAUCCUCCUUGAUGACUCCCUCGCCAACCAAGCGAAGAGGCCGCCCACCACGCACGCCACCUCCAUCUUCAAGAGGCUACAGCAAAGAAAGCGGUAUACUCAUCUCGUCAGAUUCCGACUCAGACUCUUCUCCGUCCUUCGAUCUCCCUGAUCUAGGCAACCUUUUGGCGUCGCUGAACUUGAGGACACCAAGCAGGAAUGCGGCAGCAACAGGGGGUUCAGCGCCUGUUUCGCCCGUCUCUAUUUUGGGUUCGCAUUAUCGCGUCACACCCCAACAUUUGAGGAUCGGUGCGGUCGUUUUUGAUGUCGACCAGGAGAGGGAAGUUAUUGAUAUUUCUGAUUGA